Anopheles moucheti is the source of this 1450-nucleotide messenger RNA. RefSeq names its product DNA repair protein complementing XP-A cells homolog (gene Xpac). Gene Ontology annotation, molecular function: damaged DNA binding. Gene Ontology annotation, biological process: base-excision repair; nucleotide-excision repair involved in interstrand cross-link repair; nucleotide-excision repair, DNA damage recognition. The coding region runs from base 503 to 1339 and encodes 278 amino acids. The record is from RefSeq and is a predicted model, not a curated record. NCBI's taxonomy places the organism in Eukaryota, Metazoa, Arthropoda, Insecta, Diptera, Culicidae. The transcript is spliced from 3 exons. Gene Ontology annotation, cellular component: nucleotide-excision repair factor 1 complex.
AAAUAGUUUGUAAAUUCUACCAUUCGCAAACGAAGCAAGCUUAAAAGGUUUAAUUACACCCGUCACGUAGUUCUUACUGCUGUUUGUGCUUCAGUGAUGUGUUGUUUGCUAGCUCCGAUAGUUUCUAAAGCCAUGGCCAUAACAUGCACAGGUGGCUAACGAAAUCAAACCAGUACAGCGAGUGAGAUUGUACCUUGUACCAACGUAGUUUGACAUUUGCUGCUCGUCGAGUAAUUUGAUAAAUCCGUAAACUGGAAAAUCGAACAACGUAGCGAAUAUUAUAGGUAUACUAAGUUAAUUAGUGUACUUAUAAUGAGCAUGCAUUUUGCUUAUGUGUAAAAUAUAUGAUAUUACUUUUUAUAUUGAACAUCAAAGGCGCAAUUUUCGUUAAAGAUAUCGAAUUAGUUUUCGUAUUUGGUUUGACAAUCGGAUGGAGCUUGUUUAUGCGAUUUCGCAACUUUGUUUGUCGUCGAAAUAAUUGCUUCUGAAACGCCCAUUGAAAAUGAGCGGAAAAAAGGGAUGCUGUUCGAAGCAGGAAAGCUUGUCCGAUUACCAACGUAGACGUAUUGAAGAAAACCGCCAAAAAGCGAUCAAUUUGCGGCAGGCCCGGCUUUUAACGCAUCCGUACAGUUCUGACAAGAAACAGCCCGAAACAGCCGUUUCGGUAAACAACGUGAUAAAAGUGUCUGGAACAAAGUACAUCGACAGUGGUGGUGGUUUUCUGAUUGAGCAACGGACCAAUCCGACCGAGGAAGAAAUUGGUGAACGAUUAGAACCAGUACCGGAAACGGAUGCGAUACCCCUGCCCAUCGAGUACGACGAAUGUUUGGAGUGCAGUGAUCGGAUAGCGGACUCGUACCUACUUAGUACAUUCGACUAUUCGGUGUGCGAUGCAUGCCGAGAACCGGACGGUCAGCAUUCGCUAAUCACACGUACAGAGGCUAAACAGGAGUAUCUGCUAAAGGACUGCGAUUUGGACAGUCGUGAGCCACCCUUGAAGUACAUAAGCCGCAAAAACCCGCAUAAUGUUCGAUGGGGUGAGAUGAAACUGUACUUGCAUCUACAGAUCGAGAAACGCGCGUUAGAAGUUUGGGGCAGCGAGGAGAAACUAAUGCAAGAAAAGCAAGAACGGGAGGAAAAGCGUGAAGUUGCAAAGGUUAAGAAAUACAACAAGCGGCUGAAGGAGCUACGCAUGGAUGUAAGGAGCAGUCUGUACGAUAAAACGGUUCAGGUGCACGUACACUCCUACGGUGAUUCAGAGGUAUACAACGAGGUAGAAGACAACUACACGAGAACAUGUGAAUCCUGUGGACAUUUGGAAACGUACGAGAAAAUGUAAACAGGAUAAUUUCAGUUCAACUGGAGAAAAGAAAGGUUUCAACUGCUUCAAUUUUUACACCUGGAUCACUUUAAACUAACUUAAUUGCUGCUUCGCGUCUGAGCCGCUUCC